GCGCAUCUGGUCUUCUUUUCUUCUCCCCUGCACCCGACCAGCCCCCCCCAAGCUGUCGAUAGUUUCCCUUGAGAAACUCGGCAAAAAGCUUGAAUUUCUCUUAUUUUCUUGUUAAAUCACGAGAUUUGGGGCUUAGAAUCUUCCCUCUCAACCCAGAAAUCCCGGAUCUGCUCUGCUUCUUCCUCCCUUGUCCGUCGGGUUCUGCUGGGUUUGAAUCCUUCGGCUUUUUCUGGUAAGAUUUAGCCAUGAAUUCAUCUCUUUAGCUUUGAAUUUGGCUUGGGUUUACCUUGAAUUGUGUUUUGGUUUUUGGAUUGGGUAGCCGCGAGUUCCCCUGUAGAAUUUCUUCUUCUUUGCCGCCGGCUUCUCCCCCCUGCUAGGCUCGGUUUUGCUUGUUAAAUUCUGGUUUUGAUCGUUCUGUCACCCUAGCGCUUGGGUUAGCCUUCGGUUCUGUGCGAGUGAGGUAAGUAAAUUAUGGUAAAGCCCUUUGAUUUUAAAGUAUGUUUUAAACUGUUUUUGAGAUGGUGGCAAGGUUUUAAUUGAUUUUAAAUUGAUUUUACCAGCACUUGAGUGUGAUUAACUGAAAUGGAAAUUGUGAUGGUUUUCAUGAGAAUUUCCUUGUUUUUCUGGAAAUUGAGCAUGACUGAAAUGAAAAUGAGAAUUUCAUUGUUUUUUUUCUGGAGUUUAGCAUGCCUAUUUGGAAUUGACUGAAUUGUUUUGAUGAACUGAGAGUUUGCGAAUUCUAAGGUUUCUGUUAAAUCCAUGCUCACAUGGAAUUUUUUGGUUAUUUCUGAAAUUUGGGAUUUUGAUUGUGAAUCCUGCAUGUUCCAAUCCCCGCUAGUGGGUGUAACGCUGGCACUCCUGAUCCCCGCUAGUGGGUGUGUAGCACUUUCGAUCCCCGCUAGUGGGUGUAACGCUAGCACUUUCGAUCCCCGCUAGUGGGUGUGUAACACUUCCGAUCCCCGCUAGUGGGUGUAACGCUGGCACUCCUAAUCCCCACUAGUGGGUGUAACGCUAGCACAUGUCGACAUGUUUACUGAUGACCGGUUUAUUCUGACGCCUGCCACUGGGCGAAUACAUUGGCAAAUUUCUGUCGCCCGCCAGUGGGUUGUUAUAACACUGGCCAUGACUUAUAGAUGAGACUACUGAACUGAGUUUUCUUCAGCAUUAAUGGUUUGUUAUGAGAUGUUUUGUUAUUGAACUGAAUGUGAUUCUGCAGUAACGGUUUUGUCAUUGAACGUUUUGCUAUUGAACUGAACUUGAUUUCCGCAUUAACGGUUUAUCAGUGAAAGUUUUGCUAUGUUUACAUGGUUUAUCUGGCAUGUUAAAAGUUUUACCCAAGGGUUAUCCAUAUUUACUUACUGAGUUAUCUCAUAGUUUUCCUUGUCCACCAUUUCAGGAAGCGAAACUGAGGACGGGGAAAACCAAGGGGAGUGACGAGUUAGAAGGCUAGCCAUCUUGUAAAGUGAAUAUAGAUUUGAGAUGUAGAUCGUGAUCUUAAGAGUUAGAGUGUAUGUGGAGAUUUUUGAUAUCAGAGCAGACUGUAAAGAUUUUAUCUUGAGAUUUUGUGGUAUCAGAUUGUGAUUUGAAUAAGUUCCGAGCCUUGUGCACUUGUGGGACCCGUCUCACGAGUGCACGGCGUCUGUCGCGUCUCGGAUUUGGGUUCUGGGGCGUGACACUUAUUUAACA
Molecule: messenger RNA, 1686 nt
Organism: Rubroshorea leprosula
Lineage: Eukaryota; Viridiplantae; Streptophyta; Magnoliopsida; Malvales; Dipterocarpaceae
Source: the annotation of a GenBank genome assembly